CAUCGCCAUGCCGUUGCUCAACACCCUCAUGAAAUGGCUUCUAAUCUCGAUUGCCAUGUUGGCUGUUUUCUAUUUAUUUUCAUUUCGAAAUUUGAGUAGCAAAAAAAGUAACAUUUGGUUUCUGAUUGACCCCGCCAAUCUGUUGGAUAAGCAAAAAUCGAAAGUGGCGGACCAUCCGUCAAAUGUCGUACAGGAAUUCAGCAACGUGGACGCGUACGUUCGUUACACGACGUCCUUUUUGGCUUUGAAACCGGUUGUGGGCUCCCCUGCGUUGAAACCGGAAUUGGGACCUGUGAUAAACGAUGUGCGUUUCCAAUACUCGAUCAAGCCGUCAGUCUAUCGUUGCGAGAAGGUGAAUCUCUUUAUCAUCGUGAUUAGCGCUCCAGGAAACUUCGUGCAUCGCAAACUGGUUCGACGGACGUGGGGCGCUCAUUUGAAUGGGAGUAACCACCGCCAGCAACCAACAUCCAAAUUCGCUUUCCUAAUCGGAUUGACUAACGACACGACUGUCCAAAAUGCAAUUCGUAAUGAGAGCAUCAUGCACGAGGAUUUAAUUCAGGUGGAUCUAAUGGAUUCGUACAUGAAUUUGACUUUGAAAACAGUCGCUAUGCUUCACUGGUCCUCCCAUUUCUGCCCCAAUGCCAAAUUUAUCCUCAAAUGCGAUGAUGAUGUCUACCUUAAUGUCCGCCAUUUGACCACCCUCGUCAGCCGAUUGCCUUUGAAUAGUUCCACCAUCUACGGCUCGGCCGUAGAUAAUUUGAAGCCUACGAGACCGCGAGACGCCAUAUCUCUAGUCGUUGAUGAUGACGAUAAAAAAUGGGCCAUUAGUGAGGAAUUAUGGCCGUGGUCGACGUAUCCGACGUACGUGUCGGGCGGAUGUUACCUCAUUGACUCUGGCGCUAUCGCUGAGCUAUUAGCGGCGGUUCAAACGACGCCCUAUUUCCCGUUUGAGGAUCUCUACAUGACUGGAUUGUGCGCAAGGAAAGCCAACGUUCAAGUUUUAGCCUCUGAUAGGAUGUUGGGUGCAGUACUUGACGUCGUCGAAGACUUGUUGGAUGAAAAUCGGUGGUUAAUGAAGAAUUUUGUGGCGUGGCUCACCUCGUCAUCGGAUGAAAUGAUUGCAUCUCAUCUUGCCACUGAAAUUUACUUUAAUCAGAGAACUGGAAGAAAUCAGAAUGAUUUGCAAAUGCCGCAUUUUAACUGGUCUCACAUUUUAUUAGAGGGAUCCGCAGAAGAAGAAAUAAUUGCCGUUUAAUGAUAAAGCGAAUAAAGAUAUUUAUUUAUCGUUCGUAUUUUGCAGGAAACGCUUAUUCAUCAAAAUUAAUUGCGACUGCACUGUCGGUCCAUUGUUAAUUUUUAAUUGUUGAAUUUUUCAGUCUAACGCAAACGUUGACGCCAAGAUUGU
Molecule: messenger RNA, 1405 nt
Organism: Daphnia carinata
Lineage: Eukaryota; Metazoa; Arthropoda; Branchiopoda; Diplostraca; Daphniidae
Product: beta-1,3-galactosyltransferase 9-like
Exons: 2
Coding region: 8-1255 (415 amino acids)
Cellular component (GO): membrane
Molecular function (GO): hexosyltransferase activity
Source: RefSeq, a predicted model, not a curated record